This is a messenger RNA of Bactrocera tryoni, 645 nucleotides long. RefSeq lists its product as uncharacterized. The transcript has a single exon. Lineage: Eukaryota; Metazoa; Arthropoda; Insecta; Diptera; Tephritidae. The annotation marks the transcript as partial. The record is from RefSeq and is a predicted model, not a curated record.
AUGGAGCUGGCGGAACAGAUUGACGAUUCGACAUUCUGCACAAUGAAUGACGAAGCCCCCACCAGAGUUAUGGGCACCUGUAAUAGCUCGCCUGAUAUUACCAUUGCUAGCGGUGGUCUGAUAAACAGCAUAACCUGGCGACCUAUGCUAACUCUCGCAUCAGAUCAUCUGCCCAUAAUUAUUUCGAUCGAGAAGCCUCCCGAUUUUGUUUCUGUGGACAACCGCACCUAUUUUAACUUUAACAAAGGUAAUUGGGUCGGCUUCACAGAAUUUACUGAGAGCACCUUCAAAGCUCUACCCAUUCCUAUGGACGUAUACGUCGGCGAACGUCAAUUCCGCAAGGUGAUCGCAGCAGCUACCGCUCGCUUCAUCCCGGCUGGAAGAAUCGCGGAAAUCCGCCCGAAUUUCCCAGCCGAAGCAGCCGUUUUAGCUAAUGAGCGCGACACCUUACGCCAUGCCGAUCCCGGGGAUCCCCGAAUAAGGGAUCUCAAUUUGGAGAUUCGGCGAAUGGUAAACCAACAUAAGCGGACGAAAUGGAUAGAGCACCUGAAGUCCUGUAACCUCUCCACCAGAGUGAGUAAGCUUUGGGCUACUGUCAAAGCUCUGUCUAACCCGAAGAGACAUGACGACCGAGUUGAAGUUCAA